Molecule: messenger RNA, 13493 nt
Organism: Closterium sp. Naga37s-1
Lineage: Eukaryota; Viridiplantae; Streptophyta; Zygnematophyceae; Desmidiales; Closteriaceae
Source: the annotation of a GenBank genome assembly
GUGUGGGAAAGACGGAGCUGGCCAAAUCUCUCGCGGCAUUCCUGUUCGACAGCGAGGAGGCGUUGGUGCGCAUCGACAUGAGCGAGUACAUGGAGAAGCACUCUGUGUCGCGCCUCAUCGGAGCGCCCCCGGGCUACGUGGGGUACGAGGAGGGCGGGCAGCUCACGGAGGCGGUGCGGCGGCGGCCGUACUCCGUGGUGCUGUUUGACGAGGUGGAGAAGGCGCACGGGGACGUCUUCAACGUCUUCCUGCAGAUUUUGGACGACGGGCGCGUGACGGACAGCCAGGGCCGCACAGUGUCAUUCCGCAACACGGUGAUCAUCAUGACGUCCAACGUGGGCUCGCAGUACAUCCUGCAAGCACUCGACCACCAGACCGCUGACAAGGACGUGCAGUACCAGGUGAUGAAGGAGCGCGUGAUGGAUUCAGCGCGUUCCAUCUUCCGCCCCGAGUUCAUGAACCGCAUCGACGACUUCAUCGUCUUCCAGUCGCUCGACGCCGCUCAGAUCACGCGCAUCGUGCGCCUGCAGCUGGCGCGCGUGCAGCAGCGCCUCAAGGACCGCAAGAUCCGCCUGCAGGUCACCGACGCCGCCGUCGACCACCUGGGCCACCUCGGGUACGACCCGGCGUACGGUGCCCGCCCGGUGAAGCGGGUGAUUCAGCACGAGGUGGAGAAUGAGCUGGCCAAGGGCAUUCUGAGGGGGGAUUUCGGGGAGGAUGAUGUGGUGGUGGUCGAUACAGAGAUUGUGGUGGGGGGUGCCGGUGGGGUGCCGACGACUCGGCUUACGUUUAAGGCGGAGCACGGUGGGGCGUUCAGUGGUGGGGAGAGUGAUGCUGAGGCCAAGGAGCAGGCCAAGAGCUUCGCCGACGAUCCUUGGGGACAUGCCGCUGUGCUGCGAGCUUUUAUCGAGCGCAACGGACGGACAACCACGCAAGCAGUGGAGGAAGGACAGCCGUGUGAGGACAGCGCGAUGGAGCUGUGCGAGUGUGUGCGUGAGGCAGCACGUGACGGGCAGGGCCCGUCGUGGUCGUCGGGACGGCUGCAGCUGGCAUCAGUGGCUGCGGAGGACGUCAUGCUGCACCUGGUGCGGCUGCGGGGACGGGGAGCGCGGAACGGAAAGCCCGAUGAAUGGACGGGACGCGAGGUUGAGGGAGAGGAGAAGGCGGAGAUAGUUGUGUCGGCGAGGGCGUCAGACAUAAGGGAGCUGCACCAUCCGUCUGCUGUGCAGGCCCUCCUGCACCUCGCGCAGAGGGGCCUCGUUACUGUCACCCCCCUCGGCAUUGAUGCACCCCGUGGAGUUACCCACGCGCAACGCAUCACCCGGCCACUUGAGGAGCGCGCCGCUGGCUCUGUGCGCAUUCUGCUGGGCAUCCCCAGCAGGCUCGUCCCGGAGGUGCCGGUGGAGCAGAUGUGCUUGCCUCUGCUCGCCCCUCUGCUGACUGAGUGGCGGAAAUUCAGCCACACGCAUCACAUACGCGCGCUCAUGAGCAGCCUUGCGCCAGAUGCCGCGCUGCACCCCGGGCCUCAUGGAUGUGCAACUGCUUUGCCGUGCUCCUGCCAUGCUGAUGGAGCAUUGUACGGCAACGUGGAUGGCAGCAUGGAUGACGGAUUGCCACGUGGCAGUGGCUUCGAUUUCGACCAACUGUACCGAGCUGUGCGGCCCAGCAGGCACCUUCCGUCCCUUGACUUGAGUCCACCCAACCUGCUACCUCCUCUGAGGCCGUACCAGAGCAGAGCUGUGGCAUGGAUGGUGCAGCGAGAGCGGGGCGAGCAGGGGGGAUGCGGGGAUGGUAGGCAGUGCGAAUGGUGGACGGAAGUGCAGCAUCCCUUGUGGCGGCAAGUGGCAGCAGAGAAAAGCCAUCCUGACGUCACUCUGCACUACAAUCCUAUCCAAGGUACCUUUGUGCGCCUCCCUCGCUCCAGCUGCUGUUCGGCGAGCUCAAGCUUGGUCGGUGCAGGGUCAGUGAGUGGAGUGUGCGGGUGGGUGGGUGCGGUGGCAGGGGCAGUGAGGGGCGGCAUUCUGGCAGAGGAGAUGGGGCUGGGUAAGACCGUUGAGGUGCUUGCCUGCAUCCUCGCCCACCGCUGGGAAGGCAGUGGGAAGGGAGAGACGGAGGCAGGGGUCAUUGGGAAGAGGACUAAAGGCGCGGAAAAAGGACAGUACAGCAAGCACAGUUGGCUGUGUGAGGAUGGUGAGGGACAGGCCAGGCCAGGCUACUUGGGAGACUACGCUUUGCACGCGUUCAGUUCCUUGUCUCUCGCACCGCCAUAUCACAAUGCCGUGCAUCGUCUGCCUCUCCACUCGCUCCUCCCUCCACCAUGCACCCCAUCCCCUUGCUCAUCUCCCGCCAACCACACCCGUGCAGGCACAGUGAGUGCGCUGGUGUAUCAGGGCGUCAACAGCCCUGCCCUGCGCCUCGCCUUCCGCCCCUCCCCAGCCUCGCCUCUCACCUUCCCCCCUGACUCACCUCUCAGCAUUUCCUCGCCUGCCUCCUCGGGUGAUGAGGGGACAGACAGGGCCUUUCGUGGAAGGGGGGGUGGUAAGGUGGGAGACGGGCGUGAGGGAGGGCGAGGAGGGGGUGGAAAGGGGAAGAGGCAGGUGGAUUGGGGGCGAAGGGAGAGGCUAGAUGUGGAGUGCAGCGAGGUGUGGGAGGAGGUGGAUGAAGUCACGCCUCUUGAUCUCGCAGCUGCUGACAUCGUGCUGGUGUCAUACGAAACACUUAGUGGCGACAUCUGGCACGAUGGGCCCACAAGAGUGUUGCGGCAUAAGAAGAGGUACGAGACCCGCCCCACACCCCUCACACGCCUGCACUGGUGGCGGGUGUGUCUGGACGAGGCGCAGCUGGUGGAGGGCGGAACCUCCAGAGCAGCAGUCAUGGCGGCCCGCCUGUCUGCGCAGCACCGGUGGUGCGUGUCGGGCACUCCCAUUCAGAAGGGCCUGCCGGACCUGCAGAGCUUGCUUCGGUUCCUCCGAGCCUCGCCGUUUGACCUGCCACAGUGGUGGUGCGAUUUUUUCGAGAAACCUAUUGAGCAUGGAUGCGUGCCAGCGUGGCACUCCCUCCUGGCCCUCAUGUCGCAGCUGAUGUGGCGCCAUAACAAGGCUGACGUGGCGGACGAGCUGGCGCUGCCACCUCAGCGGCAGCUGCUGACAGUGCUGCGGUUCAGCGCCAUCGAGGCGCACUUCUACCGCCAGCAGCACGCCAAGUGCGCCCAGCGCGCGAAACACGUCCUCAGAUUAGGGGAGCGAGGGGGAGGGAGGGCAGGACCGGGCAGAGGCGGAGCUGGGGAUGGGGAUGGAGAGGAGGAGGUUCAAGGAGGGGAGCGGCAGCAGCAGCAGUCGCUGCGGUCGCUGCUGCCGUCGAGUGCGUGCCGUGCCGACCUCAACAGUUUCCUGGCGUCGCUGCUGCUGCUGCGCCAGGCCUGCUGCCACCCCCAGGUUGGCUCGGGCGGGCUACGGCGUUUAAACUCCGAGCGACCCAUGCACAUGGAUGAAGUGCGGCAGGUGUGUCCCAUGCACAUGGAUGAAGUGCGGCAGGUGUGUCCCAUGCACAUGGAUGAAGUGCGGCAGGUGUGUCCCAUGCACAUGGAUGAAGUGCGGCAGGUGUGUCCCAUGCACAUGAAUGAAGUGCGGCAGGUGUGUCCCAUGCACAUGGAUGAAGUGCGGCAGGUGUGUCCCAUGCACAUGGAUGAAGUGCGGCAGGUGUGUCCCAUGCACAUGGAUGAAGUGCGGCAGGUGUGUCCCAUGCACAUGGAUGAAGUGCGGCAGGUGUGUCCCAUGCACAUGGAUGAAGUGCGGCAGGUGUGUCCCAUGCACAUGGAUGAAGUGCGGCAGGUGUGUCCCAUGCACAUGGAUGAAGUGCGGCAGGUGUGUCCCAUGCACAUGGAUGAAGUGCGGCAGGUGUGUCCCAUGCACAUGGAUGAAGUGCGGCAGGUGUGUCCCAUGCACAUGGAUGAAGUGCGGCAGGUGUGUCCCAUGCACAUGGAUGAAGUGCGGCAGGUGUGUCCCAUGCACAUGGAUGAAGUGCGGCAGGUGUGUCCCAUGCACAUGGAUGAAGUGCGGCAGGUGUGUCCCAUGCACAUGGAUGAAGUGCGGCAGGUGUGUCCCAUGCACAUGGAUGAAGUGCGGCAGGUGUGUCCCAUGCACAUGGAUGAAGUGCGGCAGGUGUGUCCCAUGCACAUGGAUGAAGUGCGGCAGGUGUGUCCCAUGCACAUGGAUGAAGUGCGGCAGGUGUGUCCCAUGCACAUGGAUGAAGUGCGGCAGGUGUGUCCCAUGCACAUGGAUGAAGUGCGGCAGGUGUGUCCCAUGCACAUGGAUGAAGUGCGGCAGGUGUGUCCCAUGCACAUGGAUGAAGUGCGGCAGGUGUGUCCCAUGCACAUGGAUGAAGUGCGGCAGGUGUGUCCCAUGCACAUGGAUGAAGUGCGGCAGGUGUGUCCCAUGCACAUGGAUGAAGUGCGGCAGGUGUGUCCCAUGCACAUGGAUGAAGUGCGGCAGGUGUGUCCCAUGCACAUGGAUGAAGUGCGGCAGGUGUGUCCCAUGCACAUGGAAGAAGUGCGGCAGGUGUGUCCCAUGCACAUGGAUGAAGUGCGGCAGGUGUGUCCCAUGCACAUGGAUGAAGUGCGGCAGGUGUGUCCCAUGCACAUGGAUGAAGUGCGGCAGGUGUGUCCCAUGCACAUGGAUGAAGUGCGGCAGGUGUGUCCCAUGCACAUGGAUGAAGUGCGGCAGGUGUGUCCCAUGCACAUGGAUGAAGUGCGGCAGGUGUGUCCCAUGCACAUGGAUGAAGUGCGGCAGGUGUGUCCCAUGCACAUGGAUGAAGUGCGGCAGGUGUGUCCCAUGCACAUGGAUGAAGUGCGGCAGGUGUGUCCCAUGCACAUGGAUGAAGUGCGGCAGGUGUGUCCCAUGCACAUGGAUGAAGUGCGGCAGGUGUGUCCCAUGCACAUGGAUGAGGUUCGGCAGGUGCUGUUGGAGAAGGCACGUGUGGAGGCGGAGGAAUCCCAGCGUCUCCUCAUCUCCGCCCUCAACGGCCUCGCUGCUCUCGCCGCCAUCCACGCUCCCACCCUCCCCCUCCUCUCCUCCUCCUCGCCCCCCUCCGCUGCUUCUGCCCACCACUCUUUUGAGAACAUCGCCCAGUGGGGGCCCGGGGCAGAGCAGGCCGUGGGGCUUCACCGCGAUGCUUUGCGAGUCUUGGAUGAAAAUGAGGAUGGGGCACAGCAAGUGAAUGGCGAUGGGGAUCGGAAUGAAGACGGGCAUGAUGGCGACGCAGGUGGAGCGAGUGGGUCUCUCUCUGCGCCUCACUGCGCUCGCCAGCGCAACGCCCUCCUGCAGCGCCUGCACGUGCUGCACAACCUGCACUCGCUGCUCGCCCUGCUGCACCACGCCAAGGGAGGAGGCCAGGGGCACGGUGGUGGAGCGCGGAGCAAGAAGGGGUGCAGUUCGGUGGAGUUAGGUGGCAAUGGAGCAGGUGUGGUUGUCGCACGGACAGCGAGGGAGGAGAGGCUGGAAGGGGAGAUGGAGGAGGUGAUGCGGAGGUAUGUGGCUCCUUACAGGGCGCGCGCUGCUGCUGCCAAGAAGGCCUUCGAGGAUGUGCGCUCACAGGCACAUGUCUACAUCCCGCACGUGCAGGUGGAAGCCCAUGGGGCAUCAGCUCUCCUCUCCACCUCCUCCUCGCGUUCAUGGCUCGCUCUCCUCGCAGCACUGCGGUCUUCUGUGCCCCCAGUGCGCACACACAGCAUCAUCUCUCACUUGCAGCGCACGCUACUGGAUGAUGAUAACUGCAGCAGGCUAGAGACGAUGAACAUGGCCAGCCUUGCUCUCAGCUUCCCCACGCUGCACGGCCUGCUGGUUGCGCUGGGAGAGGAAGUGGCCAGGCUGAUGGGAAGCAGGCAGGAAGUGCUGCAGCGAGUGGUGGACGCGGGCGGUAGGGUGGACGUUGAGGGCGUGGGGGGCAGUCUGGUGGCGCAGGCAGGCUCGUGUGCUCGCUGCAGUGCGGGGCAGGAGGAGAAGGGCGGGGCUGAGGAUUAUGAGGCUGAGGAGGGCGCGACUGAGGAGGGCGGGGAUGAGGAUGGAGGGGCUGAGGGUGUUUUGGCGAGUGGAGUGGUUGGUGCGAGGGGAGCAGAUGGGGGGAAAGGCAGUGAGCUCUGCAUGCUUUGCCAGGCGCAGGACGUGUUUGAGGUGAGAUGGAUGGGUGUGCAAUCAGACGGGCACCAGGAUACAGGUGGGGGCGCAGGGAGGCGGGAGGUCGGAGCUCGCCUCAUCCUUGUAGGCGUUUCUUUCUUUCACGACAGCCUCUCUCAAGCCCAUUUCGCUGCUUCCUCUUAUGGAUCUGAACGUUACGGCCGUCGUCUUAUCCAGCUACAACUCUCAUCAGCCCCUCCAUCCCUCUCCUCCUCCUCCCAUCUCACUCAACCUCUCCACCCUACCUUCACGAGCUCUCCUGCUCCCUCUACAUCUCGCGGCCCCAUUUCCAUCUCCCAAUCGGCACUGGAAGUGCGCAAUACCCCACAGGUUCCAGCCACAGCAGCAGGGCGGCAGGACGCGAAGGGGAGGGGCACCAGGGUCAGCAGGAGAGGGGGAAAGGGAGGUGCAGGGGAGGAAGAAGAGGGAGGGGGUUCGGUGGAGUGGAAACCAGCAGACACUGCAAGGUGUUUGGCUAUUCUGCCUUGGGUGCUUGCAUCAUUGCCUGAUGGCACCAUUGGAGACAAGGACCGGGGCGUUCUGGGAGCUGCAGCAUCCCGCACUUUGGAAGCUUUGAAGGCAAUGCAGAAUGAGUUCCGGUUGGCCCGAGCUUGGGCCAAGGCCCAGCGGGCUGUGCUGCGCGCAUUGCACAGAGUGCAAGUAGCCGCCAAGCGCGCCUGCCCCUUGCGCCAAGUGGACGAAUCACGUGCUGCCAGCUCACCAAUGGACAUGGCACGUACGCGGCGCACUAAGGAGAGGCUGGCAGCGAAGGCUCAGCUUGAGGAUGCCCAGGGAAGGCUGAGGUUCCUGCGGUUGCUGUCGGAAGAGAGGAAGGCGGGGAAGGGGAAGCAUGUGGCUGAUGGGGUUGAGGAAGGGGAGGAAGUGGCAGGGAGUGGGGAGAAGGGGAUGGGAGAAGGGGAAGAAGAGGAGAUCUGUGUGGUGUGCAGGGAGCCGUUUACGAACAAGUUCUCAGUCUUCCCAUGCUUCCAUGUGCUGUGCUGUGACUGCACACAGCUGCUGGUGAUAAGGGCCUCUUCAGUGCCGUCUGCAACCAGCACCAUCACGGGCAGUGCUGCUGGCAGCAGCAGGGAGCCGCGAGUCCAGUGCCCCAUGUGCCGCAGGGAGGCAGUAGCAUCGGAGAUACGAGACGUGGACAACACCACCCGCAGCAAUCGCACAGCCUUUUUCAAGUCCCCUGCUGCUAGUGCUGCUGCUGCUGCUGCUGCUGCUAGUUCUGCUGCUGCUGCUGCUAGUUCUGCUGCUGCUGGUGCGGAUGCGAAUCCGUGGCUGGAUAAGGGUGCUGCAGGGAGGGAGGGAGAGGAGGAGAUGGUGUCGGAUAAGGUGCAGAUGCGCGAGAAAGAGAUGAGUCUCUGCACGGACUAUGGAACAAAGCUGGAUGCAGUGACGCGCCGAGUGUUAAAUAUCCUGUGCUCGGACCCAUCGGCCAGAGUCAUAGUGUUGAGCGCGUGGAGGGACAUGCUAGUCCUCAUCGCCCAUUGCCUGCAUGCCAAUGGCGUCCCCACUGCCUCCGCCUUUAAACCGCGGGAGGUGCCUUCUGCAUUGGAGUGCUUCACAUCAUCCAUUCGCCCACCAGCCAUUUCCGCUAGUGGCAGUGGAGCAGGGGGUAGUGCAAGGUGUCGUGUGCUGCUGCUGGUUGUGGCGGUGGGGGGGAACGGGCUGAACGUGGUGGAGGCACAGCACGUGGUGUUUGUGGAGCCGGGGCUCAAUGCGGCCGCCGAGGCGCAGGCUGCCAACCGCGUGCACCGCAUCGGCCAGACCCGCCAGACCUUUGUGCACCGCUUCAUUGGUCUCAGAAAGGCUGGGAUGGGCAAGAGGAACAAAGGGCGCGGCGGACAGCGGAACCAGCAGCCCGCUCAGCACCGCCAGGUGCUGCCGCAGCCGCAGUGUCAGCAGCAGGCGCAGCAAGGGGAGGCGGACGGAAAGGCGGAGGAUGGGAAGAUGGAGGAUUCCGCGAGCUGCGCUGCGCAGAACGCGUCGCAGCAGCAAGGCUGCGGUGAAGAUGGGGUUGUGGCGGCCGUGCCAGUGCCCGUUGACGCCAACCCGCCUAGCAACGUGCCCGUGGCAGCAGCUCUCCGGGGGUGCAACGAGGAGGGCAUGGGGGGUGAAGACGCGGUGGCGGGGGGCAGUGGUGGUGAGGGAGUGAUGGAGGGCGUGGCGUGGCAGUGGCGGCAGCUGCAGGCCAGCAUGGCGCAGCAGAUCGACACCAUGGCGGCACAGCAAGCAGCGGUGGCAGCCAGAGAGGCAGCCGUGGGGGAGAGGGAGGAAGGGGUGACGCAGAGGGAGGAGCGAGUGAGGGCGAGGGAGGAAAGGGUGAAGGAGAGGGAGGAGAAAGUGAGGGUGCGGGAGGAGAAGGUGAGGGCGCAAGAGGUGGAGUGGCAGAAGCAGAGAGGCGCGGCUGCUGUGGCUGCCACGACUUCUGGUGGCGGAAAAGUGGCUUCACAGGCGAAGAUGGCUGAUCUGUGCUGCAGGGAGAAGCAGCUACAGGCAAACCAGGCAGCGGUGGCGGCGCAGCAGAGGCAGGUGUUUGAGGUGGAGCGGGAGCUGGCGGGGCGGGAGAGGGCUCUGCAGCAGGCCUGGGCGCAGCACCGCCUGCACCUGCAGGCCCUUGGGUGGACUGCGGCACAAGGGGGCGGGGCGCAGGGGCAGGCGCAGGGGCAGGGGCAGGGGCAGGGGCAGGGGCAGGGGCAGGGGCAGGGGCAGGGGCAGGGGCAGGGGCAGGGGCAGGGGCAGGGGCAGGGGCAGGGGCAGGGGCAGGGGCAGGGGCAGGGGCAGGGGCAGGGGCAGGGGCAAGGGCAGGGGCAGGGGCAAGGGCAGGGGCAGGGGCAAGGGCAUGGGCAGGGGCAGGGGCAGGGGCAGGGGGGACAGGGAUUGCAACAAGAGAAGGAACAAGGGGGCGCGGCAGUAGCGGUUGUAGGGAAAGGGGAGGAGCAGGUGGGAGAAAAAGGGUCGGGAAUGGCCAGAGAAGCUGCUGCAGGUGGUGCUGCAGAGGAAGGGGACGAGGAGCAGAGGAAGGUUGGGGAGGUUGACGUGGAGUCAAACGCAGGAGGAGGGAGGGAUGCAGUUGGGGAUGGCAAGGAAGGUGUGGGAGGCGUCAGGGGUGCCGCAGAGGGAGGAGGGGUCGAUGGGGGAGAGACGGAAGAAGAAAUGAAGGAGGAGAUGAGGCUGGGAGGUGAGGGUAGAGCUGUGACGGGGGGUGAAGCUGGGAGAUGGGGAGAGGAAGUAUCGAACAGGGUAAAAGAGGAGAGUUGGGUGGACGGGGAGAAGGCCGAAUUGAGAGAAAGAUUUGAGGAGGGAUGGGGUGGGGGAGGGGAAGGUGCAUGGGGAAGUGAACAAGAGGAGGAAUCAGGAGGUGAGAGAAAGAGAUGGAGAGGGGGAGGAGAGGGAGGAUGGGGAGAGGAUGGGGAGGGGAGAUUUGGAGGAGGAAGCGAGGGUAGACGCGGAUUGGGAGGUGGGGAAAAUCAGUGCGGAAGGGAAGGGAGCGGGGAGCGAUGGGGAGGGAGGGAUGGUUCGUGUGCAGAGGGGAGGUCAGGAUGGCGCAUGGGGGAGAGUGGCUUGGCGCCAGGGCGGGGCGAGGGGCAGCAGAAUGGGGAACAGCAAAGCGGGGAGCAGCAGAGGGGGGAGCAGCAGGGCGGGGGUGGGUGGGAGGGGGGUGCGGAUGCGGGAAGGCCAGGGGAGAAUGGGAGGAAGAAGAGGAGGGCCAAGGCGAAGAGGCAGAGGCAGGAGCAGCUGCUCUCGUGUGGGCUCAACUGGGGUCGUGCAGGCGCAAGCGGGCAAGGUGAGGUGUUCACAGGAGGUCAUGCUCCUGGCCCUCCUCCUCCUGCUCCUGGUGCUGCUGAUAAUCUCCCCCUGGCGUUGCCAGCUCCCCUUCCUGCAGCGCCAGUGUUGCCAGGUGGCAGUUCGAGGGACGGCAGAGGAGGAGGGCCCCAGGCAGGGGGAGGGGACGGGAGAGAAGGGGAAGGGGCGAGGUUGGAGUCACGUAGGGAGGGGUUGGGGCAGGAGGGAGGGCGUUUAGCUUGGGGGGAGCAGAGAAGCCCAAAGCAGGAGACGGAGGAGUGGGAAGGGUUGCGAAUGGGCGUAGUGAGUGAUGGUGAUGCUGGCAGGAUGCUGCUGAACAGUGGUGCUGCUGCUGAUGCUGGAGCCUCUGGACCAGGAGCAGCAGAAGGAGGAGUAAGGGGAGGAGCAGCAACAACGCGAGCAGAAACGAAGGUUGAAGCAGUGGUGACUACAGAAGCAGGUACAGCACAGGCAGCAGCAGUGGCAAGUGCAGACGUGGCAGCAGGUGUGGGGACGGGCGUGCAAGAGUGCAGGGUGGUGGUGAAAACGGAGGCCGUGGGCGGGGAUGCAGAGAUGCAGGGAGGAGGCUGUGAGGGCUGGAUGUGGGAUGGGUGUGGUGGAGGUGUGGCGGGAAUAAGGCAAGGAUUGGGAGCACCUUCUCCACCUUUUCCCUUUCUCUCCCCGCCCGGCCCAUCCUCCCCUGCCCCCCUCUCACCUCCUUUCUCCCUCUCCUCUUGCCGCCCUCUACCCCCACCAAUCAGCCACGGCACAGCAGCGGAAGCGCUGGACCACGGCACAGCAGCAGAAGCGCUGGAGUCAGACGGACCGGGGCUGCUGCAGGUGCUGCAGCAGAGGGGGCUGCUGCGCGGCAUCCAGCUCUUCGACCUCGCCUUCAUGCGCUCAGCAGGAACAGCAGAACCACCAGAAGCAGCAGCAGCAGAAGCAGCACCAACCGGCGGCAGGGAGGAGGAGCCGCACACUGCCCCCCACGCUGCUCUCCUCCCCUCUCAGAGGGCCGAGCCGGGGGACGGGGUCGGUGGGGCUGAUGUGAGCUGCGGCAACGGGAUGGUGGAGCAGAGGGGGGAGAUAGGGGUGGAUGGGGUGGAUAGGGUGGAUGGUGUGGAUGGGGUGGAUGGCGAGGGGCAGGCAGGGUGUAAGAGGGAGUGGGAUGAGGGAGGGGUGGGUGCUGGGCCUGGCGUUUGGACAGAGCUUGAGUGCACGCAUUCUGGUGAUGCUGUGGCGAUGCCUCAAGCAGCAGCAGCAGCAGCAGCAGCAGCAGCAGGAGGAGGAUCAGGAGCAGGAGAAGCAGCAUCAGCGCCAGUGGCAGUGCCCUCUGACUUCUCCGACCUGCAGAGGAUUCUGUCCAGGGUGUGUGCUGCUGCCUGCCUGCUGUUUGAAUCGACUCAAAAAGGAAGGGCGAAGGGUGGAGCAGCAGGGUGGAAUCGCCUGGCGUACUGCGCAUGCGGUGCAGCAGGCAGGGUGGCAGGUGUCGUGGGGCUGGUGUGGUGUGGGGCCAACCGUUUUCUUCCCCCCUUUCCGCCUGCUUCCCCCCACCUUUUUCCGCACCCUAUCUCCCCGCAGGCGCACGCGGUGCAGCAGGCAGGGUGGCAGGUGUCGUGGGGCUGGUGUGGGGCCAUCCGCUGCUUCCUCUUUGUCUUCCCAGACCACAACAGGAUCAUAUUGGAGGCGCCAGAGUACGGCAAGGCGACCUACUUCUUUGAGCUGGAAGCGGGGGUGGCGGUGCGCUGGCAGCUGCAGCGCCUGCUCGCUGUCUUUGGCGCCGCCUCUGUGUCGCGCAUCGACGUCAUCACCAACCUGCCUCUCGAGUGUCUCUUCCUUUCUUCCCCUCAGGUGGGAGUGGACCUAUCAGAGGAGGAGGCGGGGCGGUUGGAGCGGUACGGGUGGGUGCGGGGCACGGGCAUCGGCGAGCUGCUCAACUUCUGCCACCGCCUCCGCCACGACUACUCCUUCCCUGGCGUGGGGCAACGGAGCUCGGAGGAGGGGCGAGAGGGUGAGAGAGGGGGAGGCGGGGAUGGGGAGGGGAGAGGAGAGGGGAAGGGAGGGAAGAAAAAGGGGUGGAGGAAGCGGGGAGUGCGGUUUGCAGUGGUGGAGAGGGAAGAGGCGUGCCACCCUGUGCUGGCUGCAGCAGAGGAGGCAGAGAGGGAGAGGGAGAGGAGGGAGAGGGAGGAGAGGGAGAUGAGAGAGCAGGAGGAGAGGAAAGGAGGGGAUGAGGAGGUGGGAGGUAGAGGAGAGUGCGCAGGGGAGAGUGAGGAGCAGGCAGAGCUGGAACGACAGCUCCGUCAAUACGAGCAGAGACAGCAGCAGCAACAAAAGUCGGAAGCAGAUGGAAAUGAAGCUGACAGGAAAGUAGGUGGGUCUGAACCACUGACUCACCACCCUGCCGAGCCUAGAUGCCAGCCACCGCAGCACAAGCCUGAUUCCGAACCUGCCAGACUCGAUUCCGAGCCCGAGCCUGCGUGCAGAGUGGAGGCAGCAGGGUGGGUGCAGAGCAUAGAGGAGUGGAAGAGGCGCAUUGCCCUGCGGCUGAGGGAGGGGCGGCAGCAGGGCCGGUGCUCCCGCCUGCACCACUACUGCCAGCAGCGUGCCUCACAGCACACUCAUGCUCUCAAGAGUGAUGGGCAUGGGGUGUUGGAGGCGAGCAGAGGGCCUGUUGGGGCCGCUGUGAUGCAGUCAACUCAGAAGUUCCCAGAAACCGCUGUAGCAGCUGGAGUCACUCCUAUGGCUGCCCCACUGCAGCAGAUUGACUGUGAUCUUGCUCAACACUCGCCGCAGCAUGAGAAGCAGCAGCGGCAACAGCAAGCGCAAAACCCGCAGCAGCAGCAGCUGCAAGCGCAAAAUCCGCAGCAGCAGGGUGCAGUGAAAGAGGAGGAUUCUGAUGGCGACCUUCCCUUGCAGGCCCUUGUGCGGCAGCACCAGCAGAAAAAGACAAGGCGCGAGCAGACGCAGCAGCAAGGGCAGAAGAAGGUUGAUGGGAGGCAGGAAGGGAAAGAACAAGAACGUGAUGCUGCAGGCAAGAAUACCGGAAGCAGGGGUGCAUUGGGGAGCACAGGAGGUGCCUGUAAGCACCAAGGACUGCUGUUGCAGAGGCCGAGUGAGAGUGUAGCACUUGGUGCUACAGUGACCCGUGCAGUUGGUGCUACGGCUGCAGCAAUAGGUGGUGUGGUGCACGUGAUAGGGAGUUCAGUUCACAGCGUGACAGGCAGUGCUGCAGGUGCAGACAGCAAAAGCAAUGUGUUGUGCCAGAGAACGGAAGAGGCUGGAGACAAAGAGGGCGUUGACGGCGCCCAUGAUGAGGCACAGGGGCUGCUUAUAGCGGGAAUGGAGGCUUGGGAAGGGGUGGAUGCAAGGGGUCCUCUGGACGAGUGGGUGGAGGAGGAGGAGGAGGAGGGAGUGAUGGGUGGAGAGGUGGAAAUGGCAGGUGAAGGAGAAAUGGGAGAGGGCGGUGGGGAGAUGGAGGGGCUGGCGAUGCAGGCUGGGAUGUGCAUGGCAGCAAAUGUCGUGGUUUGA